Molecule: messenger RNA, 1964 nt
Organism: Condylostylus longicornis
Lineage: Eukaryota; Metazoa; Arthropoda; Insecta; Diptera; Dolichopodidae
Exons: 10
Coding region: 162-1964 (600 amino acids)
Source: RefSeq, a predicted model, not a curated record
UGGAAAAAAUGAAGGUGACACAAAAGGUUCAAAUGGUAAAGGAAUCAAAUCCUCUAUAGAAAUAUAAAUAUAAAUGUUAUUUUCUAGAUAACAGUCGUUUAGGUAGUAUUAAUAGUGUCCAACAAGAAGAUACCAAAGGAAAAUCGAUUAGCAAAACUUCAAUGGAUGUACAUGAGAGCAAGGUGGAAAAGGCAGAAGACAAAGUGAAAGAGCCAGAAGGAAAGACGAUAGAGCCUGAAGACAAGGUGGCAGAGGCAGAAGACAAGGUCGAAGAGCCGAAAGGCAAAGUGAAAGUAGCUGUGGGUAAGGUAGAAGGGCCAGAGGAAAAAGUGAAAGAAGCUGAAGAUAAGGUAGAAGAGCCAAAAAGCAAAGUGAAUGUAGCUGAGGAUAAGGUAGAAGAGCCAGAAAACAAAGUGAAAAAAGCUGAAAAUAAAGUGGAAGAGCAAAAAAAUAAGGCGGAAGAGCCAGAAGUUGGAAAUGAUGGGGAAAACGAGCGAAAAACUUCGAAAGGUACAGAAAUUUCAAAAAGUGGAAAUGGCAAUAGUGUAGAGGAAUCGAAACACAAGGUACAAAAAGAUGAUUUGAAAAACGACAAAGAAAUAAUAAAAGAUGAAAAUAACAAAGACACAAACAACUAUAAGGACGUGAGUGAAAAGACUACUACUGUUAAGGAAGGAAAUUCUGAAGAUCUCUACACAGCAACUAAUGACGAUUCUGAGCCAGGAGAUGAUACAAAUCAUCAAAAUACUAGAGAUGAUUCUUUAAAUGGAUAUAAGCAGAAGCGGUCAGCGGUAUAUUCAAUUAAAUCCUUAGUGAGUGCUUUGAAAGAUAUGGAUGAAAAAAAUGCAAAAUCCGAAAGUGAAACAGAGCUUUAUUAUAGAAUGGAACAACCGGAUACUGGUUCAAAAUCAGAGUCAGUUGUUAAUGACGAAUAUAAUAAAAAAGAUAGCAGUAAAAAAUCGGAUAGUAAGUCUACCACUUAUACCGAAACGAUUUCUGAUAAAUCUCAGAAAUUACCAGAAAAUUUAAACACAGGCGAUAAUAGUACAACAACACCUGCACAAACAAAUCAACAGAAAACCAGGUCAAAUGAAAUGAAAGGUGAUAACUCGACCGUUAUUAAUUCCGAAUCAAAUGUUAAAAAAAAAAAUAAGGAAGAUCAAUCUGUUGAUAAAAUUGUGAGUUUCCCAAGCAGCUCAAUUUCAAAUGGUAAUACGGAGGCACCCGCUCAGAUUAAAGACAAUAAAUCCAGUUUAAAUAAAACAUUAAGUACUGAAGAAAAAAUAAAUGCGGAACAUGAUGCUGUUAAUAAAACAAAAGAUACAAUUUCAAACUAUAAUAAUGAAACAGCUACACAAAUCAAAAAUAAUCAAUCUAAUUUAAACCAAACAUUACCUGCCAAACAAAAAGUAAUUGAUCCGACUUUUAAAGAUUUAGAAUCAAAUAAUUCAAACAACAAAACCAAAAAUAGUUCCGAGAAUCCACUUCUAAACCACAAUAGCACAAAGAGCUCAAAUGAGAGUGCAGUUCAUAAAAAUGAACAUAAAAAGGAAACGGUUACUGAUUCUGAAUUAACUAAUGCAAAAUUAAAUUCCGAAGAACAUACAGUUGGCAAAGCAAAGAAAUUACCAGAAAGCCCUCCUUUAAGUCAAGAUACCUCUACGCAUUCAGACUUAAAUAAUCAUGAAUCAACUUUGGAUAAAACAACGAGUUCAAAUAGCUCCAAGUUAAAUGAAAAGUUUCAAUUAAAUAAAAAUUCUAAAAAUGAAGAGGCGGCAGUAACAAUUAAAAGCCAGAUCGUAAAUAGAAAUUCUAAAUUGGAAAAUAAUCACAUUGAUGUAGCUUUGAACAAAUUUACUUCUCCCAGCAAUACCACUAAUGUUACACAAUCAAUUAAAGAAACACAAUAUAAAAAUAAUACAACAGUGCAAUCCGAAUCUUCAAAUUCCUCUUCUACAAUAUAG